Psylliodes chrysocephalus is the source of this 1017-nucleotide messenger RNA. NCBI's taxonomy places the organism in Eukaryota, Metazoa, Arthropoda, Insecta, Coleoptera, Chrysomelidae. The record is from the annotation of a GenBank genome assembly.
AUGAACCAAGAACAAAAAAGUAUAUCUGUGGUCGUAAAUGGAUUUGGGGGAUAUGAUGUUCUUAGUGUUGAAGAUUUCGAAUUGCUUUCGCUAGCCGACAAUAUCCAAGUUAAAGUGGAAUAUGGAGCUUUAAAUUUUGCUGAUUUGUAUACUAGAAAAGGUUUUAUGCCUAAUAAGAAAGCACCUUUUAUUUUAGGAAUAGAAUGUACAGGUGUUGUAACAAAAAUAGGCAAUAUUAAAAACUCAAAGUUUAAGGUAGGCCAGAGGGUAAUAUGUUACGAUUUUAAUGGAGGCUUAUAUAGGGAAAUUCUACACAUAAAUCCUAUGAGCUGUUUCUUAUUGCCUGAUUCAAUAGAUACCAAAUUGGGAGCAACUAUUUUUGUCAACUAUUUGACUGCUUACUUGUCAUUGAUAAAUAUUGGCAAUCUUCGAGAAAACGAGUCUGUACUUAUUUUAUCAUGCACAGGUGGCGUAGGUUCUGCAGCGGUUCAAAUAUCAAAAACGAUAAAUGGAGUAAAAGUUUUUGGUACAGGAUCCAAAAUAAAAGAAACAUUUGCAAAAGAAAAUGGAGUGGACACAUUCUACUGCAUUGAAACAUUUUCUGAUGAAGUUCAAGAUCAGAAGUUUGAUUUAAUUAUAUCAAAUGAAAGUGGUGCUAUGUUUACUUUUCUGCAGAGCCUUUUAAAACCUCUAGGAAGAAUUAUUUUAUUAGGUGCAAAUAAUAUGCUGCAACCGGCUCAAAAUACGGAUAGUUUAAAGACUGAUUGUGAUAGUGUUUCUUUAAUGUCGCUUUUGAUAAACAAUAGAAUUGUAGCAGGUUUACAUUUAGGAAUUCUUCUAGCUACAGAUCCAGAGAAAGUUCAUACCAUUUUGGAACACAUUUUUAAAUUAAUUGAGCAAAAAAAAUUGAAUCCUGUCAUACAUUCUGUAUGGAAAGUAUCCGAAAUCGUUGAAGCUACGAAAUUAUUGGAAGACAGAAAAAAUGUUGGGAAAGUUUUGAUAAAAAUAAGCAAGUAA